This is a messenger RNA of Uranotaenia lowii, 3603 nucleotides long. RefSeq lists its product as uncharacterized. Lineage: Eukaryota; Metazoa; Arthropoda; Insecta; Diptera; Culicidae. Bases 1 to 3603 code for a protein of 1200 amino acids. The record is from RefSeq and is a predicted model, not a curated record. The transcript has 2 exons.
AUGUCGGAGUUUACGCUACAAUAUCGCUCGUUAAACGUGAACCAUCUACUAGAUGAUGAAUUAGAGCAUGAGCUCACUAUUCGCGCGGUUAAGUUUACAAGUGGUGAAUCGCGCGAUGUGAAACGCAGGAAACUGCGAAAUGCGAUGAAACAACAACGCGAAACAAACCAUUUCGAGCUUCUACCGGUAGAAGAAAACGCGCGCGAAUCAGAGUUCAAUCUGAUUGAUGAAAAGAUAGCGAAAAUUCGCGAUAUGCUAGACAAUCGUCGUGCGCGGAAGUCUAUGCUGGCCGAACUAAAAACGCGUCUCAUUCAUUUGUAUUUCCGGUUAAUCAGAUUGAAACUUGUGUUCAAUACGCAGAAUCUAGAGGCCAUUCCGUUGAUGUUGCUCAAUGACCACUUCUCUUUCCUUUCCAAUGAUCCGUCCUUAGCUGCGGAAACCUCGCGAAGAACGCUGGAAUAUAUUGAGCAGUUGAGAGAUUUUGAUAUAGGAAGUGAUGAGUCUAGGAAUGAGGAGGAAGAAGAGGAAAAAGAGGAGUCGGAUGAAGAAGAGAUAGCUAAUUUUGAGAAAGACAGGCGUAUUACAUUCAGGAAUAGGUCGGAGGAAAUUGAUUCAAGUACUCCUAAAAGAACACUGGAAAAUAAACAAGAACUAAGUAGAGAUUUUUCAUUAUCCGAUGUUGCUGAGCUCAUUUCAGAGAAAUUGGCAGAAUUUAAAAUGGAAAUUUUUGAAACUCAAGAUAGGGAUAAGAAACUGAACCAAUUAAAAAAGAAACCAAUUAACCGUGAAAUUGGUAAAGCAGAUCGGGGUUUGAAAUCUAAUAAGAAGUUUACUCCCACGCAUUCUGAUAGCAGCGAGAAUGAAAGCAUUUAUGCUGCUAAAACUUUGAAGCGCAGACCGAGACCAGUAACUGACUGGAAACUGCGCUAUGACGGUAGGGACGAAGGCAGACAUUUAAACCGAUUCAUAACCGAAAUUGAAUUCUUGUCAGAGGCAGAGGGGAUUAGUAAAGAAACGUUGUUUCACGAAUCCAUUCAUCUCUUUGCUGGAGAUGCUAGGUCUUGGUUCAUAGAAGGGAAGAAAAAUAGGCAAUUUAGAAGCUGGAAUGAACUCGUGGCCGAGCUGAAGUUGGAGUUCCAACCUCCAGAAAUGGACUUCAACUAUGAACAGCAAGCAGUGAACAGGCGUCAGAAAAGGGGUGAAAAAUUUCAGGAUUUUUACAACGCGUUGAUGGAGAUUUUCGGAAGGAUGGCCGAUCCCCCAACGGAAGAAAGGAUCUUCCAAAUCAUGUUCCGGAACCUUCGAGCAGAUUACAAAAAUUCGUUAGUCGUGAAGGGGGUUAGGACAUUGCAUUCGCUCAGGGUUUGGGGUAGAAAACUCGAUUCGGUGAACUGGUUCAUGUACAAGAACAUGGAUCAAGCUCCCAGGCAAGGUCAGCUGCACGAAAUCUCACAGUAUCCCUCUCAAAAACAGCAGACAUCUAACGGAAGGGAUUGGAAAGGUAGCGGCUACCAAAAGAGCGCCGAUUGGAGGAAUUCGGGUCGGUCUGAUUUCAAAGUUCAAAAUUAUGAUCAGAGAGGUCAGACCAGAUCCAAGUUCCAGGACCAAAGGCGCCCGGAGCCGAGAUCUUACCAUUCUCAACCUAACGCUCAGGAAGGUAAUAGCAGGACAUCAUUGGAAGCUAGAAUAGCAAAUUAUCGGGUACCGGAUCGAAACGCAGAAAUAGAAGAGCUUAUUAUUCGCGUAGAAGGAGACAACCGCCCGUUUGCGAGGGUGGACGUGAUGGGAGUUCAGGUUGUUGGGUUGUUAGAUUGUGGGGCACAAAUGACGGUUUUAGGUGUUGGAAGUAGGAAGCUGCUUGAUGACCUAAAGCUGAAACAGUACCCCACGAACAUUAAACUUUCAACAGCCGGUGGAACUGCCCUGAACGUUACAGGAAUCGUUGAUCUGCCUAUGAUGUUUAACGGUGAAACUAAAUUGAUAUCUACAGUUGUAGCGCCGAACCUUAGUCGUCGUUUAGUUCUAGGAAUGAAUUUUUGGAAGUCUUUUGGAAUAGAACCGUCGGUUAGUAGGAUAGAGGAGAUCGCGUACGAAGAAAAUGAAGAACCGGAAGUAGGAAAUGAAGAAUUAUUGUCAUCAAUUGAAAAGCAUAGAUUAGAGGAAGUGAAGAAAAAGUUUAAAGUGUACAAAGAAGGAGAAAGGCUUGAUGCGACACCGCUCAUGACCCAUUCGAUUGAGUUCACCGAGGAAUUCAAGGACGCGCCACCAAUUCGGAUGAAUCCUUACCCGUGGUCGCCUGAGGUUCAAAAAGCAGUUGAUGAGGAAUUGAAUAAGUGGAUCGAUGCGGGGGUGGUCGAACAAUCGCACAGUGAUUGGGCUAUGUUAAUAGUUCCGGUUGUGAAAAAGGAAGAAAGCUCGGACUCGAAGGAAGGGAAACUUAAGGUUAGGAUGUGUAUCGACGCGAGAAAGUUAAAUGCUAGGACCCGGAGGGAUGCCUACCCACUUCCACAUCAGGACCGUAUCCUUAGCAGGUUGGGUCCAGCCAAGUAUUUGAGCACUAUUGACCUUUCCAAGGCAUUUUGGCAAAUACCGUUGGAUCCAAACUCGCGAAAGUACACGGCUUUCCGGGUGUUUGGGAGAGGGUUGUUCCAGUUUACCAGGCUUGGAAUGGGAUUAGUUAACAGUGCCGCCGUUUUAUCGCGUCUCAUGGAUCAGGUGUUAGGGUAUGGUGAACUGGAACCAAAUGUGUUUGUUUACCUGGACGACAUCGUCAUUGUAAGCAACACAUUUGAGGAGCACCUCCGGAGUUUAGAGGAAGUAGCCAGACGACUCAAAGCUGCCAACCUUUCCAUCAAUUUGGAGAAAUCCAAAUUUGCUGUUUCAGAACUUCCAUACCUGGGUUUCAUCUUAUCUGAAAAGGGAUUCCGUCCUAAUCCAGAUAAGAUCGAGGCUAUCGUAAACUUCGAGCGACCCACGUCGGUCAGAUCGUUGAGACGGUUUUUGGGAAUGGUUAACUAUUAUCGACGCUUUAUUGAUAAUUUCAGUGAAAAGACUGCGCUACUGACGGAUUUACUAAAGGGCAAACCUAAGGUUAUCCAGUGGAAUGCGGAUGCGGACCAAGCCUUCUCGGUCCUCAAAGAAAAAUUAAUAACAGCGCCGAUACUAGCAAAUCCAGAUUUCCAGAAACCUUUCACGAUCCAGACCGACGCGAGCGACACUGCUUUGGCUGGGGUUCUGACUCAGGAAAAUGAUGGAAAGGAGCAUGUUGUCGCAUACUUUUCACGGAAAUUGACCAUGACCCAAAGGUCAUGGAAAGCCGCUGAAAAGGAGGGGGCAGCAGCUAUGGAAGCUAUUGAGAAGUUCCGGCCAUAUGUAGAAGGAACACGAUUCACACUCAUAACGGACUCGUCAGCUCUUUCCUUCAUUAUGAACAGCAAAUGGAAACCGUCUUCCAAACUUAGUCGCUGGAGCAUGCUUCUACAGCAGUAUGACAUGGUUAUACGGCACAGAAAAGGAUCCGAAAACGUGGUUCCGGAUGCCAUUUCUAGGGCUGUAGAAAGCAUCGACACGACUAAGCAGGAAUGGUAUCCGGCUGUUCAAUGA